AUGUUUACGUUUGGUAUAUUUCUCCUGAUAAAUCAAGUUAAGUCAGCUGAAUACGAAUUACCUGAUGAACCAACUUCUAUUGAACACGGUUUUAUCAAUUUGCUAUCGGCUGUGAACAAAUUUCCUUGGGAAAUACAUUAUGAUGGGGAUGCUGAUAUGAUUUGUUCAGAUGAGGUAGAUCAUAGUGUAUCUAGUGACCGUUCUCUCAUUACGAUCACAAUCAAAAGAUGCAAUGUCAUUCAAACAAUCAUGUCACAAUGGACACUCUCUGAGGAAUCUGAUUCUUUUAGCAGAAAAUUGAUCGAUAUUACUAAACAGGGAAUUGUUACGUUGUCAUUGAAACCUGAUGAGAUUGCUAGAGAAGCCAUCACAUUAGAAUUACAGUCGUGCUGCUCCACUAUGUACUAUGCUACAUUUCAAUUUACUUCAGGAAUACACAGUGCUGAUUUACUCAAAAGAGAUGAUCCAAAAUACAAAUCAACGAUCCAGUACAUAGUAACUAGCACUCCCAGAAAGAUACCUAAUGUGAGAUUAAUGAAUCAAAUUGCAGUGAAAGCAACUAGUUCACAUAAUAAAGCAAUUGCAUUGAAUUUUGGUAGGAGGCAUAAGCACACUAUAUCAACAUAUACUGAAACAGAAUUGGCAGAAUUGGAAGAUGUCAAGCAGGGAAUACUCACAAAUUAUUUUGGAAUACGCAGGAAUAUUCUAGAAAUUGUGGACAGAUACACACUGCUAUCUCUAGUACCCUUUAUUAAGACAGUGAAACAGAUUUCCACAAUAUACAAAGAAGAGCAAUUGUUUAAUAAUCUAACAGAAUAUAAAGGGUGUGAAGAAAUGCCUGAAAUAUUCAAAACACUUGAAAUGGCACCAUUUGCAAAAGCAGCGUAUUUUGUACAAAAGCAUCAAUCAGAAAAUACUGAUUUAUCACUGGAUCAUGAAGGUAGGACUAUUAUAUGUACGAUACGCGAUUUUCUGAAUAUUGAUCAACAAAGCGUAUUAAUAGCUCGUACUUCAGGUGAUAAACACAUUGGAUUUAUUCUGGUAAAGAAAUCACCUGAUACAGUGGUUUUAUCAUUUAAGGGCACUGGUAAAAUGGAUGAAAUAGCGAAUGAUUUGAACUAUCACUACAGUAAGGCAUUGUUCGGUGAUUUUGUUACACAUAAGGGAUUUAAUGAUUAUUUGCGUGUUUGGUACAGCACACGUUUUGCAGAAAUAGAAGAUGUUGUUAAGAACUACAAAAACCUAAUUAUCACAGGGCACUCAUUAGGUGGAUCAUUGGCUCAACUAAGCUAUAUGUUGAUAAAGACUAAGGGAUUGUUGAGUGACAUCAAUGUUAGUUGUGUAGCAUUUAGCCCAGCACCAACAAUCAGUUAUAUUGGCGGUGCAUUCAGCAAUGAUGAUAAAAUGAUAUCAUGGGUUUAUGAAAAUGAUGUAGUACCACAGGCAAGUAGAGGAUCAGCUAUAUUUUUAAAACUAUGUGUUGAUAUGUUUAGUAGGACAGAGAAUGCAUCAACCCUACUACUAAAAUGCAGAAAUAUCAGAUACAAGUGUUAUGCAGAGAUAGAACCAUUAUAUCAUCCUGGUCAAGUAUUUCAUAUGAUUGAUAAUGAUGGUGUUUUUAAGGCAAAAUCAAUACAACCGGAAGAGUUGAUUGAAAUCAAGUUACUUCCUAGUUCCAUUAGAGAUCAUAAAAUAGGCAAUUUCUUAUCAACAACAACAAGAUUGUGA
This is a messenger RNA of Enterospora canceri, 1728 nucleotides long. Lineage: Eukaryota; Fungi; Microsporidia; Enterocytozoonidae. The record is from the annotation of a GenBank genome assembly.